Molecule: messenger RNA, 2149 nt
Organism: Arabidopsis thaliana (thale cress)
Lineage: Eukaryota; Viridiplantae; Streptophyta; Magnoliopsida; Brassicales; Brassicaceae
Product: Peptidase M50 family protein
Exons: 6
Coding region: 626-1750 (374 amino acids)
Biological process (GO): proteolysis
Cellular component (GO): Golgi membrane; membrane
Molecular function (GO): metalloendopeptidase activity
Source: RefSeq, marked reviewed
GUUAUGUUACGUUAUAAAUUAACUCAUCGGCUUUAAUUUAAACCAUAAUCUUGUAAGAAAGAAUCAAAAAUCUGAAUAAACCAAUGGAAAUUUCAGGACGGCGAAUGAGAAGAUUCAGGAUGAGAUUCCGAAGAGAUCACCUCACCGGCGGCGAGAACAUUGAAAACGAAGCCUCGUGUUGCUAUUGUGACCUCAAAAUCUCGAAUUUCAACGAACCCAUCUUCCGUUUAGGACGACGAUUCUCCGGAGUUUUGAAAGUCUGGUUCUCAAUCGGACUAGGAUUCGGCGUCGCUUCUCUGAUCCUCGUCACCGUCUUCCUUCUCCUUCAGUUUCACUCUAACCCUUUAUUCUCCAAUCGUCUCACUUCCGCCGUAUUUGGAUUCUCUCCUUCCACGCGUGUAUCAUUAUCAGGCAUUGCCUAUGUACUUGUCUCCACUGUCAUUACAGUUUCAGUUCAUGAACUUGGUCACGCUCUUGCUGCUGCUAGGUGAGUUCUUCAAAAUUCAUUCUUUUGUAAAGCUCUUGCCUUUUUCGUGUGAACCAAAUUGGGUUCCUUUUGAAGCUUUACUCUUAGAUUAUGAAAUUCUUAGGCUUCUUCUGAUUGAGCGGCAGUGAAGGAAUACAGAUGGAAUACAUUGCCGUUUUCAUUGCAGCUAUCUUUCCGGGUGGUCUUGUAGCUUUUGAUAAUGAUGUCUUGCAAUCACUUCCAAGCUUUAAUGCUCUUCGUAUUUACUGUGCCGGUAUUUGGCAUAAUGCAGUGUUCUGUGCACUCUGUGUGUUCGCUUUGUUUCUCUUGCCUGUUAUGUUGUCACCUUUCUACAAACACGGUGAAAGCCUCACGGUUGUGGAUGUGCCUUCUGUGUCGCCAUUGUUUGGUUACUUGUCUCCUGGAGAUGUUAUUGUGUCGUUGGAUGGCAUACAAGUCCACAAACCUAGUGAAUGGCUUGAAUUGGCAGCAAUUUUGGAUAAGGAAAAUAGUAAAACAUCGAAUGGUUCCUUGUACCUUGGAGGUUCAAGGAGAUUUCAUCACGGGAAGGGUUACUGUGUCCCUAUCUCUCUGAUUGAAGAAGGGUACAAAGGGAAAAUGGUUGAGAACCAAUUUGUUUGUCCCGGUGAUCUCACUGCAUUUCGAACAAUGCCAUGCUCAAAUGCAGCCAUAAGAGAGGUAUCUGUUUGUUUGGAUGCAAAGGAUAUCGUCAAGCUUCAAAAAUGUGGUGAUGGAUGGGUGACAACAUCAGACACCGAUAACCAAAGUGACUGCGUAUGUCCACAGGGUGACUUGUGCUUACAAGCAAUGCAAUCUCCAGGCGUAUUGUGGACAGAGAUCACUUAUAAAAGAACCUCGUCACAGGAUUGCUCUAGACUUGGUCUGGAUUUCAAUACCUCAAAUUGUCUUGGCACGUUUGUUUUUGUCGGUGAUCUGAUUGCCAUGUCACAUUCAGUUCAUUUAACCGCAUAUCAACCUCGUUGGCUAUUUAACUUCUUUGGAAAGUCCUUCCCGAAUAUCCUAGAAAGAAGCUUGACUUGCACAUUCCAUGUCUCUCUUGCACUAGUUCUUCUGAACAGCUUACCCGUGUAUUACCUUGAUGGUGAAUCCAUUUUAGAGUCAAGUCUCCAGUCUUUUACUUGGUUAAGCCCAAGAAAGAAGAAGAAAGCUCUUCAAGUUUGCCUUGUUGGUGGGAGUCUCCUCUCUUUCCUCGCCUUCUUCAGAAUCUUCCUCCUCGGUUUACCUCUGAGCCGCCGAUGGUAAAUGCCCCCGGUCUUGAAUCUCAAAUCUUUACAAGAUGAUGGUUCCAGAAUUGUUCUUUGACUGAAGGAGGCUCAUGUUGAGAUUGUUCAUGUUUGCUCUCACUGUAGAUAUUAGUUUUAUAGAAUCUAAAGUUAGUUCCAUAGUUAGUUUGGGAUCCACACCUUCGAAUCUCACUUUGAUCUUCCUACAUACUAUUUUGUUAACUGUUAUGAUGACAUUGGGCCAAGUUUGUGAAUUCUAGUAAUAUACUUAUUGAGGCCCUUUUCUCAAAUAGCAAUUGGGCCAGCCCCAAACAGAAUCGUAUAUGGUCUUUGAUAUUUUGUCUUUUCUUCAUAGUAAUCAAGAAUGUUUAAUGAGCACAUCAAACAUUUCGAUGCAAUUUUCUAAUAUAAUAAUCGA